Messenger RNA from Prorocentrum cordatum, 240 nucleotides. Lineage: Eukaryota; Dinophyceae; Prorocentrales; Prorocentraceae. The record is from the annotation of a GenBank genome assembly.
GACAUCCUCGUCGCGACGCCUGGCCGCCUGUGGGACAUGCUGGGGCGCCAGUGCGUAGACCUCGGCCUGUGCCAGUUCCUGAUCCGCGCCGCCUCGCGGAUGCUGGACAUGGGCUUCGAACCGCAGGUGCGAGACAUCGUUGAGCACUCGGGCAUGUCCAGGAACCUUAGCCGCCCGAGGCAGACCAUGAUGUUCUCCGCGACCUUCGCCGGGGGUGUAGGAUGGCGGGCGACUUCUUGA